UAUAGCUUAGAGGUCUAGAACUACAAUUCAUUUCAAUGCAGUAUAUGGAAUCAAAGUCUUUGACCAUUUGAAUCAAAACAACCAUUAUGGUGCAUAUUGUAAGCUCCUGAAGUGAUCCAAAAAUAGUUUUCAGAUAACAUCAGUAAACAUGAACAAUUCAGAAGCUAAUUUGAUUAUAACACAAGACGGUGAGUGAUCGUAGCCAGUCACUAUCCAGAGCUGUUAUAAUAGCAAGUUCAUUUCUAUUGAUCAAGUUCAAUGUCGUAUUUCGUAAUGCUCUCGGGAUGACUUUGCAUGAGUUGGAGCUCAUUUUUGGAUACACUGACGACUCACACUAGCCUCCUGCUUUGCCUUUGAUGAUGUAAUGUCGAAGAGUCACGGAGAAUCCCAGCCGUCUGACCUCAACUCAUUAAAACAGGAAGUUAACCCCGUAGUCACUUCCUGGUGAAUCGGCAGACUGGGCCUAACUUCAUACUGAAGUUCGGAAAAACAGAACCAAAUCAUCCCAUCCACGUCAAACUGAGGAGAAAUACAUGGAAAACAAUGACACAACAUGGGUAAUAGUGGGUUUGACGCAUUGUGGAGUUUUUGUGUUUUGAUUGGUGUUUACCAGUGACCACAAAUUCUGCAUUUAAAGUGACCACAAGUCCUUUAAACAAAAUCCUAAUAUUGUAUACUAUCUAGCCAUUGUAAGCAGACAAGGUAAUCAUGCCCAUCUUCAAAAUGAGUUGAAUGUUUGUACUUUAAGAGUUUCAACUUUUAACACAGUCUAAAUACAUGUACACAAGCCAUAUCAGAACUUCCAUCACUGCAAACAAAUGUGUACAAUUAUAUAAGAAAUCAUUCAACAACCAUUUGUUCGAAUUUAACAGAAGUGAGUUUAACAGAGCAAGUUGAGGUUGGCAGCAACAAGAGAUAAUAAAGCAACAAGAUAAAAAAACAUUUGAAGUGCAAAUAAUUUGCCACUAAAGCUCUUUCAAAUGUGGUUAAUCAAAAUUGACAAAACUUUUGCAAGCCUUCCACUGUGAGACACCGUACAAUCCAAAAUAAAUAAAUAAAGGCAAAGUUAGUGAAACACAUGAGUCAGAAGUAGUGAGAUAGUAAAGGGUGGGAUCAGGAGGAAGGGGAGGGAGGAGGAAGGUAUAAUUACGGUAAGACACAGGGAGAAGUACAGAGGGAGAGAGAGAAAGAGAGAGAGAAACAGCAAAGACAGAGCCCUGCCCACUCUCACAAAACCAUUCAACUUGAGCACAUAGAGCACUCCCAGAGCUCUACAGAGAACUCCACUUCCCUGGGGUAACCUUCUGAAGACGACUGCCCUUCCCACACAAAACUUCCCAAAGGACCAGACGUCCUCUCUGCUCCAACACUGGCAAGACCAUCUUCUGUCCACACCUCUCCUUCUCCAUCCAUCUCUCAUUUUUCAAUACAAGGAUUAUAAUUGUUUGUUCUCACUUUUCCUUCAGUUUAAGGUGUCACUUUUUAAAAACUUUUAGUCCAAGUCUUACAGUAUUUAUUUGUCCAGAGUUUUUAAGUAUACCUUGUCUGGAGGAUUUCCCCCCACCCCUCUUUUGGCAGGAGGACCUACACUUUUUCCGCCAAUCAUCAUUUCGCCUGCCAGUUGGUGCGUGCUGAGUUGCUCUUAGUUGUCCGGACAGCAGACCUCGUCUCGUCUAGGAUGUCUCCUCUGCCCCUGCUGAGUGGGAUUUUUCUGCUCUUUACCCAUAGCUGCGCCGGUGGCAGCUCUUUGCCCAUGGCGGACUCCUUAGCGAUGGGUGGUGGCCAGACGCCACCACAAACCCAGUCCCAAUCCCAGCUGGCACCGGAGGUCACCAACUGCCCGUCAUGUGCCCUGGCACGGCUAAACGAGGAGGAGGACGGCGGCAAAACCGACGUGGUGGAGGCGGUGAAGAGGCACAUUCUCAACAUGCUGCACCUGCAGGCACGGCCCAACGUCACGCACCCGGUGCCCCGCGCUGCUCUGCUCAAUGCAAUCCGCAAGCUGCAUGUGGGACGCGUGGCCGAGGACGGCAGCGUCCAGAUUGAGGACGAGGGCCGCGGGCGUCUCGACCCCGCCGACAUGGCCGAGACGACUGAGAUCAUCACCUUUGCAGAGGCCGGCGACUCCCAGGGCGCGGUCAACUUCCUCAUCUCCAAGGAGGGCGGCGAGCUGUCUCUGGUGGAGCAGGCUAAUGUAUGGAUCUUCCUCCGGCUAGCCAAGACCAACCGCAGCCGUGCCAAGGUCACUAUCCGCCUGCUGCAGCAGCGCCGUGGUGGAGACGGCCGUGAGGAGACGUCGCCGGUGCCGUUGGCUGAGAAGGUGGUGGACACGCGGCGCAGUGGCUGGCACACUUUUCCAGUCUCGGCCAGCGUCCAGGCCCUGCUGAAGCGCGGCGGCAGUACACUCAGUUUGAGGGUCUCCUGUCCGCUGUGUGCCAACGCUGGCGCCACGCCCAUCCUGGUGUCGGCCAGCAGCGGCCAGGAGCGGGAGCAGUCCCACCGGCCCUUCCUGAUGGCGGUGGUGCAGCAGGGUGAGGGCGGUGAGCCACGGCGGCGCCGCAAGCGGGGCCUGGAGUGCGACGGCAAGGUGAGUGCCUGCUGCAAGCGCCAGUUCUACGUCAAUUUCAAGGACAUUGGCUGGAGUGACUGGAUCAUAGCGCCAGGGGGCUACCACGCCAACUACUGCGAAGGCGACUGCCCCAGCCACGUGGCCAGCAUUACAGGCUCCUCGCUGUCCUUCCACUCCACUGUCAUCAACCACUACCGCAUACGGGGCUACGCACCCUUCCAGAACAUCAAGUCGUGCUGCGUGCCGACGCGGCUACGCGCCAUGUCCAUGCUCUACUACAACGAGGAGCAGAAGAUCGUCAAAAAGGACAUCCAGAACAUGGUCGUAGAGGAGUGCGGCUGCUCCUAAAAGCCUAGCGGAACUAGUGGGGCUGGGAGGUUGGUCUCAUGCCCAGAGAGAAAGAACUAAAUGAAAGAAGAGGAGGUAGAUGAAGGAAGGAGAAUGCAUUGCGUCACUGUUCUUCUCCCCUUCUCCCUUUAUCUCUCGCUCUCUCUUAAGAGCAUGACACUUGUCAAGACCGACUUCUAUUUGGACUUGAUGACUGGCUUGUUCUCCGUCGUUGGCAAGUCCAGGGGGUAUCUAUAACUCAGAGAAGUCUCUGCGGCACUUUCAGAAAAAAAAGAAAAUAAUAUUUAAUAUAUUUUUGUUACAAAACAAAGAGAGUGAGGUGAGAGGAUAUUUAUGUGACCCAGAUACGGUGUAGUUGCUCCUUUCAUGCACUGCAAGACGAGAGACCAUGCGAAUGAGGUGCCUGAAAAAUCUCAAAACUAUGCAACUUGUCAAGUAUUACGAUUUGUAUUUUUAUUUUGCCUGUUUCAUUUUCUCAAUUGUUUACUUUUUCAAAACAAAAAAAAGGAAAACUUUUUUAAACUAUGUUUUACGUUUGCUUGAGUGUGCCUGUGUUUGUGUGUGUGUGGUGUGUGUGUUGAGAGAUACUUGAAAGAAACAAGUUUGACCAGAUGCUGGAACCAAACAUUUCUCUAUGUAUAAUUAUUAUAAUUUUUUUUAUUGAUAAUAAUAUUAUUGUUUGUUGUUUUUAAAAACGUUACGAACGUUUUCCGUUUGCACUAUACCAACAUUCUGAUCAGCCUAGUCACAAAUAUAAAUGGUAUUCUAAAAGAGGUUAAAAAGCACUUAUGAAUGGACAAAUCAAUGGAGCACGUGAGUUUAAAACAUUUAGAGAACACGUAGACAUAUGUAUGACUACAGCAUUUUUUUGACCACACCAAAGAGUUUGUGUGAGUGUUGCCAACCAUCAUUGUGAGGCUGUUAGCAAUCACUUCACAAAGACGUCCAGGUCAGCAUUAGCAUAGCCUAGCAUCAGUGCCCAAACAUUCCUUCAGCUCCUGCACAUAGACGUAAUUUCCCAUAAUGCUUCACUCUGACCUAUGUUUUUCACACACUACUAUGUUGUUGGAGAGUGUAUUAUUAAUGUAACUGAAAAAAAAGCACUUAUGUAGGCCAAUGUUGUCGUGUUUUGGAGGAAAAUGAAUGUGUCCAUUGAAUUUGGAAAAAUCCUGAAGAUCUAGUUAAAACAGUUUAAUAUUUCCAAAUAUCUCACCAAAUAUUGGAAGGUCCCAUCUUACAACAAGUAAAACAAAUUGUUCGGAGAGUUGGUUUCUUUCGAUGUCUGAAAUUAAGCAAUUCGAAAAUUAGUAACACUUUAUUUUACUGCCCACUGUUUACCAGGUAGUUAUUUAGAAAUUGCCUUAUUAAUUCAUAGUCUUUACACUUCAGCUUCUUUGAGAUUCAUUGACACAAGCUUCACAAUAUACCAUUUGGUACUAGAUACAGCAGAUACCAGUUGUAUUGAGUUCUAUUUCAAUGCUGAUAGUGUUGAAGUACUAUACAAGAAAGUAUCCAUUGCACAUAGAUUCUUGGUUAAUACCAUGCAAAGUAUACACAUUUAAAAUGGGAUGUCAAAUAAAGUGUUACCGAAACUUUCUCUCACAAAGUUGUGUCUUGAAGUAUAGACUCAUUAAACAUUAUAGAAGCACAAUGUAUCUUACAUUGUGCAUUGAUGCAUACAAAAAUAUGAAUAGAGAAAAAGUUUUUUAAAAAAGAAGAAAAAAUGUGGUUGUAUUUGUUUUCAUUUUCUUUUAUCAAUACAAAAUAAUUGACACUGAAACAAGUGGACUAAGAAUAAAAAAGUAUAUUUUAUUCUGUAUAUAUGGAAAUCCAGAUACCAAUAUGUUGCAUUGCUUUGUUGUACAAAUCAAAAAUGUGCUUGUGGCUAAGUUUUCUAUCUAAUUUAUUUUAAAGUAUUUUUGUUUUGUUUCGCUUCACCAUUAAAG
Messenger RNA from Salvelinus sp. IW2-2015, 4863 nucleotides. RefSeq names its product inhibin subunit beta Aa (gene inhbaa). Lineage: Eukaryota; Metazoa; Chordata; Actinopteri; Salmoniformes; Salmonidae. Gene Ontology annotation, cellular component: extracellular region. The record is from RefSeq and is a predicted model, not a curated record. Gene Ontology annotation, molecular function: cytokine activity; hormone activity; growth factor activity.